This is a messenger RNA of Ictalurus punctatus (channel catfish), 4449 nucleotides long. It is a transcript of the gene mat1a, whose product is annotated as methionine adenosyltransferase I, alpha. Gene Ontology annotation, cellular component: cytosol. The transcript has 9 exons. Gene Ontology annotation, molecular function: ATP binding; methionine adenosyltransferase activity. The coding region runs from base 144 to 1316 and encodes 390 amino acids. Gene Ontology annotation, biological process: S-adenosylmethionine biosynthetic process. Lineage: Eukaryota; Metazoa; Chordata; Actinopteri; Siluriformes; Ictaluridae. The record is from RefSeq and is a predicted model, not a curated record.
GACCUAUUGAUAUUCAGUGACCUAACUGUAGGAUCUGAGAUCCUAAAAUCUGAAGGAUAUAAAGAAUACUUUUCAGCUGCACUUAGAAACCUAAAAGCCCCUUUUAGAUAUUGCUUUCUAGUUUAUCGAGUUAGAUUACAAACAUGGAUGCAAUGAAUGACUUCACAGAUGAUGGUUCUUUCAUGUUUACGUCAGAGUCAGUGGGAGAAGGGCAUCCAGACAAAAUUUGUGACCAGAUCAGUGAUGCAGUCCUUGAUGCACAUUUGAAACAGGACCCUGAAGCCAAAGUGGCCUGUGAGGCUGUCUGUAAGACUGGUAUGGUGCUUCUGUGUGGUGAGAUCACAUCCAAGGGCAGUGUGGACUACCAGAAAGUUGUGAGGGACACCAUCAAACACAUUGGUUAUGAUAACUCUGAUAAAGGUUUUGACUAUAAGACCUGCAAUGUACUGGUGGCUCUUGAGCAGCAGUCUCCUGAUAUUGCACAGGGUGUACACAUUGAUCGGCGUGAAGAGGACAUUGGAGCUGGAGACCAGGGUCUGAUGUUUGGUUAUGCCACUGAUGAGACAGAGGAAUGCAUGCCUCUAACCAUUGUCCUUGCCCACAAACUCAAUGCCAAAAUGGCUGAACUGCGUCGUGAUGGCACUAUUCCUUGGCUCCGUCCGGAUUCUAAAACACAGGUGACUGUACAUUACAAGCAGGAGAAUGGAGCCAUGGUUCCUGUGCGUGUGCACACUGUGGUCAUUUCAGUCCAGCAUGAUGAAUUCAUCUCACUGGAGGAGCAGAAGAGGAUUUUGAAGGAGAAGGUCAUCAAUGCUGUAGUUCCAGCUAAGUAUCUCGAUGACAAGACCAUAUACCAUCUACAGCCCAGUGGCCGCUUUGUUAUUGGAGGACCUCAGGGAGAUGCUGGACUCACUGGGAGGAAGAUCAUUGUGGAUACAUAUGGUGGAUGGGGUGCCCAUGGUGGUGGAGCUUUCUCUGGAAAGGACUACACUAAGGUGGACCGUUCUGCAGCUUAUGCUGCCCGCUGGGUGGCCAAGUCUCUGGUCAAAGCUAAACUUUGCAAGAGAGUUCUUGUACAGGUGUCUUAUGCUAUUGGAGUGAACCACCCACUGUCUAUCUCACUCUUUACCUACGGUUCAUCUGAGAAGACGGAGAAAGAACUGCUUCAUAUUGUCAACAAAAACUUUGACCUUCGGCCGGGUGUUAUUGUUAGGGACCUGAAGCUGAAGAGGCCCAUUUACCAGGAAACUGCCUGCUAUGGUCACUUUGGCCGACCUGGAUUUACCUGGGAGGUUCCCAAAACCCUUGUAUUUUAAGCUGAGCAAGGCUCAGGAGACGCUUCCAUGAGACAACCAUGAAGACCUCUAUCAGAAUAACUGAGAGCAAUCCUGCCUUCUCCCGUCCCUCGUGGUUUUACUCAUCUCACCAUCUGAAUGCCAAUAUAUUCAUCUGAAACGAGACUCAACAGUGUAUGAAAAUUCUCAUGCGGUGUUUUUUUAAUUUAUUUUUUUAGAAGGCACUGUCAAUACAAAAUAGACUAUUUGGCCAAAAGUUGGUGAUCACCUGACCAUCACACCCAUCUGUGCUUUUUGAUCAUCCCAUUCCUGAUUUAGUCCCCCUUUGCAUUCGUGAUAACAUCCACUCUUCUGGGAAGGCUUUCUACUAGAUCAGGGGUCUUCAAUCUUAUCAGCAAAGGGCUGGUGUGGCUGCAGAAUUUCAUACCAGCCAAAUGGGAUGUACACUUGAUAGUUGAACAAGGUGAACUGAUUAAACAAGGGGAAUCAGUUGUGGCUCCUACUUGGUUGGAAUGAAAGCAGGCAGCCGAACCGGCCCUUUGUGGAUAAGACUGAAGACCCCUGCACUAGAUUUUGGAGCAUGGCUGUGGGGAUUUGCCCAUUUAGACACAAGAACAUUAGUGAGGUCAGGCACUGAUGUUGGGUGAGGAGGCCUGAGGUACAGUCAGCAUUCCAAAUCAUCAUCAAGGUGAUCAUCAUCAAUGGGGUUUUCAUUUCCAGGCCAGUCGAGAUCUUCCAGUCCACUCUUGGCAAACCUUGUCUUUGUGGACUUCAUUUCACUGCACAGGGGCAUUGUCAUGCUGGAACAGGUUUGGGCCCCUUAGUCCCCUAUACAUCCUAUAUAAUUGUGUGUUUCUAACAUUGUGGUAACAGUUUAGGCAAGACCAAUAUAUGGGUGUGAUGGUAAGGUGUUCACAAACAUUUUUGCCAUAUAGUGUAUUUUCCGAUUUUCCAUAUCUGUAGAACAUGCAUUAUUUUUGCUCAACCUUGUCUUAUUUUAACAUGCAAAGUUAACACUGUUGUAAAAAGCAUUGGCAAGAAAUUCCACAACAACUGCUGCCUUUGAAACAAACCGACCACAUGGAAAUUUAUACUGCUCAGGGACUGAUUGCAGUAACAGCUCUAAUUCAGAGCCAUUCAUAUCUUAAUUGUAAGUGCAAUAUAUAAGUUGUAAGUGCAGUCACUUCCUAUAACUUAAGUCUUAAGUACCACAGCAGCUUAAACUGAGUGCUAGAUAAGACUUACAGUCAAUACUUUUUAGAAUCCUUGUGGGAAACACACAAAUUACCACUAUUUUCAUUAUGGUAUCAUAUACAAAAUAUUGUACAGUGUUGUGAAAAAUUAUUUGCUUGCCUGAGUGAAAAUGUAUUUGCCGCUGUAGUUACUAAUUCCCCAAAUCUAUGACACUGCAUUCAUAAUGCAGACACAACCAGGCCUGAUUACUGCAAACCCUGUUCAAUCAAAUCAACACUUAGAUAACACAAUAGAACUUUUUCAACAGCAUGAAGUAAAGAAGAAAUUCCAGAAAUGAUGAGGAAGAAGGUGAUUGAAAUACAUCAGUCUGGAAAGGAUUACAAAGCUAUUUCAAAGGCUCUAGGAUGCCAAAGGACCACAGUGAGAGCCAUUAUCUCUAAAUAAAACUGCACAGUAGUGAACCUUCCCAGAAGUGGUCGACCUUCCAAAAUUCCUCCAAGAGCACAACAAUGACUUAUCCAGCAAGUCACAAAAGAGCCAAGGACAACAUCAAAGGAACUAUAGGCAUCUCUUGCAUCACAAAAGGUUACUGUUCAUGACUCCACUAUCAGAAAGACACUGGGCAAAAAUGGUAUCCAUGGAAGAGUGGCAAGAUGAAAACCACUGCUAACCCAGAACAUCAUUAAGGCUUGACUGAAUUUUGCAAAAACACACCUUGAUGAUCCUUUUGGGAGAAUGUUCUGUGGAGCUGUUUGGAAAACAGGGGUCCCGGUACAUCUGGCAUAAACCAAACACAGAAUUCCACAAAAAGAAUAUCAUACCUACGGUCAAGCAUGGUGGUGGAUGUGUGAUGGUGUGUCUCCGGUCUUCCGUCCGUAAAUUGAAACUCAAGCGCAACUGAUUUAUGCAGCGAGACAAUGAUCCAAAGCAUAGGAGUAAGUCCUAGUCCUAGAAGUAACUGAAACAUUGAUUUCCAGUUAUCGGAAGCAUUUGGAUUUUUUUUUUUUUUUGCUUCAAUAAAAAAUUAAUUCAUAAAUAAAACCUGUAUUGUACUAUUUAAAGAGAUAUACACAAAAACAGAUGAAAUCAGAAUACUUUUUCAUAGCACUGUAUAUGACUAUCUAGUUGAAGUGCAGUUGUCUUGUCCUUAUCAUCUCCACACACAAAAAUCUGCUGCUUUUCAUGGAGAAAUUCAGUUUAUUGACUGAAAAUCAUUAUUGUCUUAUGCAUUAAUAGGACCUGCAAUGCAAAAAAAGUAUCAAUCAAAUAAUGCUGCUCACUAUAAUGCAGGUCACAACAAAGGGUGCAACUAUACCAUUUUUUUUUUUUUCUUACUAUACUGGGUGUUUGUACUAUACUUCAGUUGCAAUACAUACUGUAUGCAAUUGCAAUAUGGUGUUCUGUCCAAGUUGUGCGGCUCCAUUUUAAAACCUGAUACUUUUACUUUUUUGUUGGUUUGUAGUGAAGCAUGGGUAUGAAUUGGUGGACCAUUAUAAUAUUUAAAGUAAAAUAAGUUUGGUGUGAGACUGUUAUCAAUGUCAAAACAUUACAGGCAUCAUACGGCUUAAGAAAUUAACUUCGUGCCUUAUUUCAUAUAAAAUAAGUUUUAAAUGUUUGUUUUUUUUUUUAUACCAGAGUAUGGCACGAAAAACAUAUCAGUGUCUGCCUGUUUACAGAUUCACUGUGGUAUAAAGUAAGAACAUUAUGCACCAACAGCUAGUGUAUGAGUGUGUCUGUGUAAUCAGCUAAACUCCAAAUCAUGCUGUAUGACUGAGGUAUACUAAUCCUCCUUUCUAUAUGUCCAAGAUACUGCUUUUUAUAGCCAGCACUACAAAUCCUGCCUGUUUUUAUCAGACCAGUUCUGUUCAAUUGUGACCUGUCUUUGUCAUACGUGAUUUGAUCUGUGUAAAUAAUUGUGAAUAAUUAUUAUUAAAAAAGUGGAACAGUCAUUUAACCAGAA